Messenger RNA from Syngnathus acus (greater pipefish), 3028 nucleotides. RefSeq names its product F-box and WD repeat domain containing 5 (gene fbxw5). Gene Ontology annotation, molecular function: protein binding. Lineage: Eukaryota; Metazoa; Chordata; Actinopteri; Syngnathiformes; Syngnathidae. The transcript has 10 exons. Bases 89 to 1909 code for a protein of 606 amino acids. The record is from RefSeq and is a predicted model, not a curated record. Gene Ontology annotation, biological process: protein ubiquitination. Gene Ontology annotation, cellular component: SCF ubiquitin ligase complex; Cul4-RING E3 ubiquitin ligase complex.
CUAUCUGUUAUCUGUUGUCAUUUUCCGGGCGGCUAGCCGCUAGACGCUCGCCCACUAGCAGCAUACUUUGAUCCAGCAGGAUGUUAGGAUGGAGUGUGGCCCAUUUCUGCCAGACGUUCUGGUGUUGGAGAUCUUCCUGCGUCUGCCCCACGAUGCCGUGCUGAGAGCGGGCCUCACCUGCCGCCAAUGGCUGGCUGUAUCCAGAGAUGAGUUUUUAUGGAGGGAGCUCUUUUACUCCUACUAUCGCAUCCCCCGCACCGUACCCCGACACCCAGCGGCCGUGUCGUGGUACAGGGAAUUCAAGCGUCUCUUUGACUGCAUCCCGUGCGUCGAGGUUCAAACGCUGAGGGAGCACACUGACCAGGUUCUCCAUUUGGCCUUUUCACACCGGGGCCAUCGCUUCUCCUCGUGCUCCAAAGACUGCACUGUUAAGCUCUGGGACACGGAGCGACACGAUGGCAACAUUGCGCUGGUGCACAGCUCCAGCAUGCGGCAGUUCAACUGGGGCUACACGCAGUUCUCGCAGUUUAACGCCAACGACACCCUGCUGCUGGUUUCCGGCGUCUACCUGGGCCCGCACCACUCCUCCUCCGGGGAGAUCGCCGUCCUCAGUCUCGAAAACUACACUUUGCUAUCACGGGUGAGAAACAAGCCGUACGACGUGUUCGGCUGCUGGCUCAAUGAGACCCACCUGAUCUCAGGAAACCUUCACUGGAUCGGCAACAUGACGUCCUGCUCUGUGCUGUGGCUCAAUAAAGCCUUCCAGGAUAUCGAGUCUGAGAAUGUAAACGUGGUGAAGCGCCUUUUCAAGAUCCAAAACAUCAACGCCAGCACCAUCCGCACCGUCAUGGUGGCCCACUGCCGGCGUCACGACAACCCCGACCUGCUGCUGGACUACGACGCUCAGUGUCAGGCCCGCAAGCAGAAAUGUCAACAACAGCAGCAGCCGCUGCUAUUUGACUUGGGAACAUCCAGCAGCGACGAGGAGGAGGACGAGGAGGACGCGGCGAGUCCGAGAGACGCCAGAGGUCAAGGCACGGCUGCCGCACAAGCCCCCAUUUCAAACCUGGAGCACUUGAAACAGACUUGUAAGAACCUGGACCCCAGCCAGGUGGCCCUCGAGAGACAGGUGGCUCAGAUGAUGGGCCGGGUCCACACCAAAGCCCCGGACUCCAACCUACUGGAGACCUCGGAGUCCGGCGACGCAGAGGACAAGACUUACUUAUUGUUUACCACCGGCAGCCUUACGUACUCGCCCCACCAGAUAGGCAUUAAGAGGAUCAAGCCGGACCAGAUGACCACCUGCGGACCCGUGCUGGGAGAAGAACGCAGCUCUGAUGAGUUCUUCGACUCGCUGGACCACGUCAUUGAUAUCCACGGGCACAUCAUCGGGAUGGGUCUCUCGCCGGACAACCGGUACCUGUACGUGAACAGCCGGGCGUGGCCCGCCGGCUGCAUCAUAUCCGACCCCAUGUCCCCGCCUCCCAUCGCCGAGGAGAUCGACCUUCACGUGAUCGACCUGAAGAGUCUGAGGGAGGAGCGGCGCAGUCUUCGCGCCCACCGAGCCUUCACGCCCAACGACGAGUGCUUCUUCAUCUUUCUGGAUGUCAGCAGAGACUUUGUUGCCAGCGGCGCCGAGGACAAGCACGGCUACAUCUGGGACCGCCACUACAACAUCUGCCUGGCACGGCUGGCCCACGAUGACGUGGUCAACUCGGUGGCCUUCAGCUCCGCCGACCAGGAGCUGUUGCUGUCGGCCAGUGACGACGCAACCGUCAAGGUGUGGCGCUCCCCCCGAGCCGUACGCCUGGCGCAGGACGCCGCUUGCCGGCCUGCCCGGACACGCAACCGUGCCGGCCUUCUGGCCUCCUGGCUCAAUCGUGGCAGGGGCCUUAACGGCAAGCCUUGAGGCCCAAUUCCCUCAGCACCGCACAGACUGUUGACAGCUGUGCUGUGAACUAUCCCGAGACAUUUUUAAACGAAAAAAAGAGGAUGUUUUUUUUUAGGUUUUUUUUUUUUUUUUUUUACAUCACAUCCCUCUACAUUGCCCCGGACAUGACAUGGAAGGAAAAAAAAUACAUUGUGGCAACAAUACAGAUAAAAUGUGUAUCCAAAAGAAUUGCCUUGAAAUGUAACGUCCAGACAAACAAUCCACAAUGUGGAUGUAAAAUGAACAAAAAUACAAAUUUAAAGGUAUUAAAUUAGUUGUUAAGACUCGCUUGUAGCAAAAUAACAGCUCUAACAUGCCCAAAAUAUUUUGAGAUCGCAAAAUACUAAUUUAUGUCCACAAAAAUACCCUGAAAAAGGAUUAACACGAAUAUUACUAAAAAAAAAUCGCAUGUCAUGUUUGGGUUGCUGUUUUCUCGUCAUAUUUUCUUACACUUUUUUUUUUUUUUUGGUCGGAACAUCACCUCCCACGUUUUGGUGGACUUAUUUUUGGGCCUACCUGCUAAUGACAUGGAACCUUAAAGGGAUCCUUUUGGAGUUUGUCUAACCCACACUCUCAUGCACUAAUCAUCGAUCAUUUUUUUUUGUAAUUUAGCAUGUUCCUUUGGAGAAUGUUACAAAAUAGACCCAAGAUGUAAUAUUUUUAUUAGCAGACAUUCUUCAAUGUAGAAUACAGCAGGCUAAUAUGUAUUCUACAUUGAAUUAAAAAAUAAGUAAAAAAUAAAAAGUGCACAGUGACUUUUGAUACACAGGACACACCAUUAGGCAAGCCUGUACCACUUUGCCCUUCUCUUGUAGCCAAAAUAUUUGUAACACAGUGUGACAGUGCCAUUCAACACUGUUGUUAAGAUGGUGCAGGUGUACCUAAUGGUGUGUCCAGUGGAUGGAUAACAGUAGCACAAUUGUUACAUUUGUUUCUCUUUACUUUCAAACCCUUGAGUGAAUGUGUGGUAUUUUUUUGUUAACUUGUAAUAAUUCUUGUUGGACUAUGAGGAUUUUCUUGUUUUUGUUGUUGGUCGUUUUUUCCCCCCCACUCAUAUUGACAUAUCCCAAAAUAAAUAGUGUAUGUAUUGAACAGCAA